UAUGGAGAUAGAGGUAGCAAGACUAGGUGGUGAUGUUGAAAAGGGAAUAGAGAGUAGUGGAGCCUAUUUGAUUUGGGAAGAUGUAACAGUUGUGUUACCAAAAUUUGGAGGAGGAAAAGGGCCAACUAAAAGAUUACUUAAUGGAUUAAGUGGUUAUGCUGAACCUGGUAGAAUUAUGGCUAUUAUGGGUCCUUCUGGCUCUGGAAAAUCUACACUUCUUGAUACGUUAGCAGGAAGACUCUCAGCAAAUCUUGUUAUGACUGGCAAUAUUCUUCUCAAUGGGAAGAAGAGAAGGCUUGACCAUGGUUUUGUUGCUUAUGUGACACAAGAAGAUAUACUAAUGGGAACUCUAACAGUAAGAGAAACUAUCCAAUACUCAGCUCAAUUAAGGCUUCCAAGCAACAUGAGUAAAGAUGAAGUAAAUGAGAUUGUAAACAAUGUUAUAAUAGAGAUGGGAUUAGAAGAUUGUGCACAAAAUUUGAUUGGAAAUUGGCAUUUAAGAGGAAUAAGUGGUGGUGAAAAAAAGAGAUUAAGUAUUGCACUUGAAAUAAUAACACAACCACAACUAUUAUUUCUUGAUGAACCUACAAGUGGACUUGAUAGUGCUUCUGCCUAUUUUGUUGUUCAAGUACUUAAGAAUAUUGCAUGUGGUGGAAGGACUAUAAUAUGCUCUAUUCAUCAACCAAGUAGUGAAGUUUUUGCACUAUUUGAUGACCUUUUCUUGCUAUCUUCUGGUGAAACUAUUUAUUUUGGAGAAGCUAAAUUGGCAGUAGAGUUUUUUGGUGAUUCAGGGUUUGCAUGUCCAACUAGAAGAAAUCCUGCUGACCAUUUUCUUCGUUGCAUUAAUUCAGACUUUGAUGAUGUUACUGCCACUUUAAUAGGAUCAAGGAGAAUAAAUGAUAUGAAAGAGUCAUCAAGUUCACUAAUUUAUUUGCCAACAUCAGAGUGUAGAGUAAGGCUUAUUCAAAAUUACAAAUAUUCAAGCCAUAAAUUGAGGACAAAAGCUAGAGUUCGACAACUUGCAAAUAUUAAAGAUAUUGUAUUUAAAGAAAGUGGAGGGAGUCAAGCAAGUUGGUUAAAGCAAUUGUGUACAUUGAUUAAGAGAUCAUUGAAGAAUAUGAGUAGAGAUUUUGGUUAUUAUUGGUUGAGGAUUAUAGUGUAUAUUAUAUUAUCUAUUUGUGUUGGUACUGUUUUCUAUGAUGUUGGAACCGGUCAUAAUGCUGUAAUUGCAAGGGGUGCUUGUGGUGGAUUCAUUUCUGGCUUCAUGACUUUUAUGUCCAUUGGAGGCUUCCCAUCUUUCAUUGAAGAAAUGAAGAUAUUUGAGAAAGAAAGGAAGAGUGGACACUAUGGUGUUGGUGUAUUCAUUCUUUCAAAUUUCAUUUCAUCAUUCCCAUUCCUAGUUUUUAUGUCUAUGAGCUCAGCAGCCAUUACAUAUAGCCUAGUGAAGUUUCACCCUGGCUUCUUCCAUUUUUUAUAUGCUGCCAUUGUUCUCUUAAGCUCAAUAGCUGUUGUUGAAAGUUGCAUGAUGGUUGUGGCUUGCUUUGUUCCUAAUUUCACCAUGGGUCUUGUUGUUGGUGCUGGAAUUCUUGGAAUUAUGAUGGCAACAGCUGGUUUUUUCAGGCUAAUGCCUGAUCUUCCAAAAGUCUUUUGGAGAUACCCUAUUUCAUAUCUUAAUUACAUGGCAUGGGGCUUGCAGGGUGCAUACAAGAAUGAUUUAAUAGGACUAGAAUUUGACCCUGUAAUGCCAGGUGAACAAAUGAAGAAGAUGAAAGGUGAAGAAAUCAUCAGCUCAGUUCUUGGAUUUUCAGUAAAACACUCCAAAUGGUGUGAUUUGGGUGUUGUAAUAGCAAUUCUCAUAUCAUAUAGAUUGCUCUUCUACAUUGUUCUUAAGCUAAAGGAAAAAGCUUUACCAAUUUUACACACAUUAUACACACAAACAACUCUUCAACAUCUUAGUAAAAGACCUUCUUUUAGGAUAACACCACCUUUUCCAUCAAAAAGAUAUCAUCAUAUCCACUCAUUGUCUUCUCAACAAGACCUUGAUUCCCCACUCCAUUGA
Molecule: messenger RNA, 2059 nt
Organism: Solanum verrucosum
Lineage: Eukaryota; Viridiplantae; Streptophyta; Magnoliopsida; Solanales; Solanaceae
Product: ABC transporter G family member 15-like
Exons: 9
Coding region: 2-2059 (685 amino acids)
Cellular component (GO): membrane
Molecular function (GO): ATP binding; ATP hydrolysis activity; ABC-type transporter activity
Source: RefSeq, a predicted model, not a curated record